Molecule: messenger RNA, 938 nt
Organism: Aptenodytes forsteri (emperor penguin)
Lineage: Eukaryota; Metazoa; Chordata; Aves; Sphenisciformes; Spheniscidae
Product: cytochrome P450 1B1
Exons: 3
Coding region: 1-891 (296 amino acids)
Molecular function (GO): oxidoreductase activity, acting on paired donors, with incorporation or reduction of molecular oxygen; monooxygenase activity; heme binding
Source: RefSeq, a predicted model, not a curated record
AUGGAAGCAGCGUGCAACAGCAUGGCCCUCGAGAGGCUCGGGGAAGCCCUGCGCGGCAUCCCCCCCUUGCAAAGCUCCCUGCUGCUCCUCCUCUGCCUGCUCGCCGCCAUCCACCUGGGCAAGCUCCUCCUGCAGCAGCAGCAGCGCCGGCGGCAGGGCCAGCGCCGGGCGCCGCCGGGCCCUUUCCCCUGGCCCUUGAUCGGCAACGCGGCGCAGCUGGGCAGCGCCCCGCACCUCUCCUUCGCCCGCCUGGCCAGCACCUACGGCGCCGUCUUCCAGUAUCCGAAUGUGCAGGCUAAAAUGCAAGAAGAAGUGGAUAGGAUUGUUGGAAGAGACCGUCUGCCAUGUGCUGAAGAUCAGCCUCACUUGCCCUACAUCAUGGCUUUCUUGUAUGAAUCCAUGCGUUUCAGCAGCUUUGUGCCUGUUACUAUCCCACAUGCCACCACAACCAACACCUUCAUAAUGGGCUACCUCAUUCCCAAGGACACAGUGAUUUUUGUUAACCAGUGGUCAGUGAAUCACGAUCCAGCAAAAUGGUCCAACCCAGAGGAUUUUGAUCCAACAAGGUUCCUGGAUGAGAAUGGAUUCAUCAAUAAAGAUCUUACUAGUAGCGUGAUGAUUUUCUCAUUGGGAAAACGUCGGUGUAUUGGAGAGGAGUUAUCCAAGGUGCAGCUGUUUCUUUUUACCUCCAUACUGGUGCAUCAGUGCAAUUUUACUGCUAAUCCAAACGAGGACCCUAAAAUGGACUUUACCUAUGGGUUGACCAUUAAACCUAAGCCAUUUACCUUGAAUGUUACGCUGAGAGAUACUAUGGAUUUGCUCGAUCAGGCUGUCCAAAGACUGCAAGCAGAGAAAGCAGCCAAUGAAAAUCAGCUGUCAGCAAAUGCCUAAGCAACAAACCUUGCAUCUAAAGAUAAUCCCUGUCUCUCUUUUUAGAC